UAACCUUUGAUUCAACUGGCUUGGCUUCUGGAAGGUGUCCGGUUCACAUGCCAUCAGCCAGUGCCUUCGUUCCACAUCACGUAUCUCCUUCGCAAUAGUGUCACGUUAUGUGAAACCUCCUUUUUCAUGUUCGUUUUUCGUUACGAAAGUUGAAUCAAACGAAUCACAAAUUCACAGAUCCGUAAAUGGAAGAUAAGGGAUCACCAGCGAUGUCACAAUUGAAGCAGUUGGUGUUAGGAGACGAUUCUCCUAUGUCAUCGCCUUCGGAUGCAACAAAAACAACGAAAGAAGAACCCGCUAAUUUGAUAUUCGAGGACAAAGAGCUGGAAAAAACACCUCUUGGCGAUGCCAUUGACUCGUUACUUGUUCGAUGGGCUCAGUUAUUAUCGAAUGUUUCAUCGCACCCCCCGGUGCCUGCUCCGUCGACAAUUGACCAUGUAAAAGAAGUCGUUGAGAUAUCAAUGUAUCAUUUUCGGGAUUCCUGUUUGGAUGUUUGUUCCGAGUUUACAAAGAUCGAUUUGCAGUGGCAGCUUGACCAUCCUGAAGAGGUUUACGAAGACGAACUGAAAGGUCUUGAUGAUGCUUUGAUUCGACAAGAAACUUUGCUUGCUAGAGCGCAUGGUAUAUUGGACAGACGAUCUAAAGAAUUUUUCGGUGAAGAUGUGGCAUGAAGCACGUCGUCAAGAAAAGUUAAUGCGAGCGCGCAUUGUCGACUGCUCUAAAAGAGCCGAGAAACGACGAAGAUUCUAUGAUAGUGUGAGGAAAGACCCUGAUCAGUUCAUGCAGAUCCAUGGACGAAAGUGUACAAUACAUACAGACAAAAGCAUAGCUCGAGCUGCAGAAGAUAGCAAUAUUUUGAGGAGAUGGCAAGGAGAUCCCGCUAUCUUGAUUGAUCGUUUCGAUGUACGUUCUCAUCUUGACUUCAUCACACCUGUGAAGAAGAAGGGCGUUGAACCCGAUAGUGAGGAUGAAAAGCAGGAAAUAGUGUGCGAUUUUGAACGGUAUCGCAUUUUGGUAAUCAACGAUUUUCGUGAUAUCUCCGAAAAGGAGUAUCUCCGCAAGAUUGCAGAAAAAGAGUUUUGGCGUAUUCCUAAGGAUGACCAGUUAAAAACUGAGCAAGAAAAGAAAAAGAAAUCUGCGGAGACAAAAGCAUCUAUCGGGUUCAAUUACGAAAACUCAAUAGUGGUUAAAAAAGAAAGUGAAGAAGUUGAGAGUGACGAUGAUGCUGAUAUCGAGGAGCCUGAAGAUAUCGAUGUUGAUCUCGACCUACGCGGUGCAGAUGCAGAAUCACAGCGACGUGUGAAUUGCAUAGGAGAAGCUUAUGGUAUCCGCCGUGGGAGCUUUGCAGGCCUACUGCGAGCUGAUGCUAUCACGCGCGCUGAAAACGCCGAGCUGCGACGAAUCGACAGAGAGAAAGCAGCACUCGCUGGUCGCGAUUCGAAGCACGAACGUUUGUUGUUGAAAAAGCAACGUGCCCUCAUAGUCGGCAAAGGUUGUCCUGAUGAAGCUACGGUUUCGCUGCUGAGUUUUGUUGAAAGUGCUGCUGCUCAAAAGAAGGCUAUAAUUGAAUCGAGUUCGUCAAGUGAGUCCGAAGACGAUGCUCGACCGCAGUUCAUAACUACGUUUGGAGGCGACGAUGGAAAAGAUGAAGAAGAAGAGGAAGAAAAGCCGGUGGUCACUGGUGUUGUUGGUCCACAGUUGCCUACCAAAGAGUAUCGUCGAAUGUUCGACCUUACGAAGCGAUCAGAAAGUCCCGACCAGCUUCUGUUGGCCGGGCGAAGCGCCGAGCGCAGGAGUAGAAGUAGGAGCAGGAGCAGAUCAAGAAGUGGAAGCAGAAGUAGGAGUCGGAGCAGGAGCAGAACGCGUGACAGAAGGCGUUCACGUUCGAGAUCAUCGAGUCGAUCCAGGCAUCGUUCUCGUUCCCGUUCUCGUUCACGCGAUCGACAACGGAGAUCGCGCUACUCUAGAAGUCGCAGCAGAGAUCGCGAUUAUAGACGUCAUAGCCGCUCGCGAUCACGCGAAUCGCGCAAAACUCGCACAACACCUGACAGGCCGUUAUUUCGCGAUCAUCGAGAAGAGUCGGGACAUGGAUCUUCAAAUUACAGGCAUGAGCCUGUUUCAAAAUCGAAGUCCACGAGCGCGGAUGAUUACGAUAUGCUGGAGAUAAGAUCAAGCAUGUCUGAGUCUGAAAAGGAGCGUAUUGAGAUCGAAAAUCGUAAACGACGAAUUAAUAGAACUAAGAGGAUGGUGAGGGAAAAUCGAGCUGCUGGUGCAAAAGAGACACAUCCAGACUCUGAUGAAGAAGAAAAGAAAGAGAUUGCUAGAAAAAUCAAGCUCAAAAUGAAGAAGGCUUUGCGACAAACUGUCGAGGAGUUGAAAGAGGAACAGGAAGAGAAGAGAAAGGAAAUGGAGAAGGAAAGACGUAUACGCGAUGAGAUCCUGUAUGUGGAAGAGAUGGAACGCCGUGAAAGAGAACGUGAACGUAGGCGUGAACGAAGAAAACAAGAGGAUCAACAGUUUGAUGAGGAAAAGGAUAAGCGGAAACGAUCUAAGCGGAGCCGGAGCAGGAGUCGCGAAAGAAAACAUGACGAUCGUUCAUUGCGAAGAACUCGUGAAUACAGAUAAAACAUGUUGUUAUUUCUGUUUGUCACAUUAAUCGGUGUUCUACAUAAAUUUCUGUUUGUGUU
Messenger RNA from Cylicocyclus nassatus, 2687 nucleotides. The record is from the annotation of a GenBank genome assembly. Lineage: Eukaryota; Metazoa; Nematoda; Chromadorea; Rhabditida; Strongylidae.